AUGGUGGUUAUUCAUGGCCUUCAAGCUUUCAUCGCUCCAUUUUCUUGCGACGUGGAGAGGAUGACCUCGCUCUCGUUCCCGUUCCAUCCAGAUCAUCGUUCUGGUCAACAUAUUAAUACUUCCGGCUCGGUGCAGCCUGCUAUCAUGCGCCUGAUGCUCAGAGAUGCCAUGCUCCGUAACAAUGGCUUCAGCAUCCUAGCCCUCCCUAGAAAGGUGAAGUACGCCGAGCUUGUGACUCUUAACAAUAUGACGGUCUUCGCCGUUGACGACCUUUCGAUCUUCUCCGGUUCUCACUCUUAUAUCAGCAACGUCAGGUUCCACAUUGUGCCAAACCAAACCAUUUCUUGUGGAUCGCGGAUCUGGAGAAGCUUCCGGCGGGGACUGUUCUGCCGACAUUGGAACGAGGCCAACCGCUGCUUAUCACAACCUCCGGUGCCGAUGAGGAUUAAGGUGCCGGACGUCAUCCGCAACGUCAAGAUCGUGGUGCACAGUGUGUACUUGCCAUUUCCACAUAUAUAUAUUAAUCCUGUGGCUGCGGCUUACGACAGUAUCCUAGGAGGAUCAGAAGUCUCAGGAGGAGAUCAGACGAUGGAAGGAACGUGUGCUGCUCCGGGUGGGCAUGGAGGUUGUGGUGAGUCCCCGAUGCCUCAGGUCAAGCCAAUGGUGGAGAUCGAGGAUCACCAUGGCCUGUAA
Molecule: messenger RNA, 693 nt
Organism: Arachis duranensis
Lineage: Eukaryota; Viridiplantae; Streptophyta; Magnoliopsida; Fabales; Fabaceae
Exons: 1
Coding region: 1-693 (230 amino acids)
Source: RefSeq, a predicted model, not a curated record